This is a messenger RNA of Panicum virgatum (switchgrass), 2726 nucleotides long. RefSeq lists its product as uncharacterized. The coding region runs from base 934 to 2445 and encodes 503 amino acids. The record is from RefSeq and is a predicted model, not a curated record. NCBI's taxonomy places the organism in Eukaryota, Viridiplantae, Streptophyta, Magnoliopsida, Poales, Poaceae. The transcript is spliced from 4 exons.
AGAGGGGGCCGGGCUAGCUUCAUGGCUAAGGAUUUGUUAUUUUAUUAUGUUGAUGAAAAUAGUACUUUUGUUCUGAUUCAUGACCAUCAUAUAUAAGUAGCACAAAUAAAUACGAUAGCAUGUGUUGAUUUGCCUUUGUUGUAUUAGUCAUCGAUCCAACUUGCUCCUCCUCAACAGAAGAGUUGCUGGGAUCACAUUAGGAAAGGAAAUUUUAUGGUUGUGGUUUUGAGUGCAGUUCAUGCAUGGUUAUGAGUUUUUGGAAAGAAAACAUGGUAAUUCACUUUGACGAGUGCUGUGCGCGUGUGAUGCAUGAUCGGCUGCUUGAUUUUCCAGAACCUAUUUGAUGGCCUAUUUGGUUCGGACUUCAAUUUUGCGUGCAUAUGCACCUGGAGGCACAUGAACCCACUCUUUUCCGUCUUAUCGUGUUCAUUUCUUAACAAUACCUUAGGUUUUUGUUUCUCUCAGCAUCUUGAAACUCUAUAGGCAUCAUCUGAUUAUGCACAAUGGAUGCUGUUUGCGACAUUCAUGUGCUGUAUAUAUGCCUGCAAAUUAGUACUACCACUUGCAUGCCUAACUAUAGGUUGCUGCUACUUGAUCCAGCAUAUAUACUUCAAUAACGUGGUAGUGAUGCCGUUGUUCAAUAGAUGGCCAAGAUAUACAGGGAAAAAGAUUAAAAAGACAACAAGAAAACAAAUAUCGAUUCCUCUAGAAAAUUAAGAAGUGAUCCACUACUGCUAGCUGAUAGUGCUUCAUUUUAGUUUCCCUUCUACGAAUUGAACCUUUUUUUUUUUUGAAACGGGGAACUAUUGAACCUAUAUGAUUAGAUUGCUUCAAUUAUUGAACCUUCGUUUGACCUCUUUCCUCUAUGAUUAGGUUGUAAUUAACUAACUCGAUUUUAUAUAUAUACAGGGGGGGCUCCAAGCUCCAACCACGAUGACCAUGGCUGAUGAUGUUAAGAUCCAGAUCGAGGAAGAGCACCCGGUGUCCGUAGUCGAGACGACCGUGCCCACUGGCAAGGAUCCAAGGCAGGCUUCGAGUUCAUCAUCUGUCGAGACGGAAACAGCCGCGGAGGAGACGGAGAGGCCUGCAUCAGGAACACCAGCCACAAAAGGCCAGGAUGAGACAAGCUCCGCGGGGACGGGGGACGAGCAACGUGGCACGGCCGAGGGCGAGAGAAACAUCCAGUUCGGCGCCGUGGUGGCCGUCCUCUCCUUCGCCGUGAUGCUCCCCGGCCUCUCCUUCAGUUCGGCGUUGCCAAAGGGGCCGGACAACUGGCGCCUCGACAUCCUCAUGCUCCUCGCGUUCGCUUCUUGCAUCUGCGGCUUAUCCUUCAUGCUCCUGAGCAUGCAGCUGCUGGGGGCGGCCCCGGAGAUCCGUGGCUUCUACCACUGGGCCAUCUCUCGGUGCCUCUUCUACGCCUGCAUCGCCUUACCGGCGCUGACACUGCUCAGCCUGCUGCUAGUCAUGCCGUUCAAGCUCUACCUCUACGUUGGCCUCGCCGUGCCCCCGUUGGCGGUGGUGGCCGUCGCCGCCGUCCACUGGUACGCGAACAGCAGGAGCGACGGAGCAACAGAGCCUCCGGACGGCGACGACGCGGCCGAGUCGACGGAGCAGGCGGAGGAGAUGGAAGCCAGCUCAAAGAUCACCGGGGCCUUGAUGGCCUCGUCAUUCGGGGGCCUCGUCGGCACGCUCGGAGCCCUGGACAAGCAACAGCAACCGGGAGACGCCGCCGGCGACGACGAUACCCUCCGCGCCACCCACGUUGCCAUCAUGUUCAUGUUCAGCACGGCAGUGAUGAGCGUUCUCCUGAUGGUCCUCUCGAUGGUGGCGCUCAAGAUUGAGAGCAGACUGCGCAGGCGGUCCCUCGUCGGAGCGAUCGGGCACGCAAACGUCAUCCUCCUCGGCCUGCUCGCCGUCGCCGCAUUCUCGGCGGCAUUCGUGGUGCUCAGGUUCUACGUGCUCACCGCGUUCAUCUCCCUGGCCCUCGCUGCCCUCGUCCAGUUCAUCAUCCAGCACUUCGCAGCCGCCAAGAAGGGCGCCGGUGACGGUAAUGAACAGGGGAAAGCCCGGGAGAAAUUAGACCGGCAAGAUGUGCAGCCAGCUGACCCGGACCCGAUCCAGGAGAAGCAGCUCGGGUGGAUGGCCGACAUAGGGAAGCAGGUGACCGCGUGGUCGCUGGGGGGAGUCAUGAUGAUCUUUGGACGCUUCAUCGGGGAUUCUGACAGAACCCACGGCAAGACGGCGGCGAACAAGACCUGCAUGUUCCUGCUGACCUCGGCGUUUGCAUCAGGGCUCGGGCUCAUGUUCCUGAUGAUGAACUUCCGGCCGGGCGGUCCGGCCAGGGGUGGCUUCAACGCGGCCACCAACAUACUGGCCUGCGCCGCCCUGGGGAUGAUUGCAGCCGCCGCGCUUGCCAUCUACGGCGUGGCGGUCAUCAAGUCGUAGCUAGGCGAUGAAGAAUACUCUAACUUUAAUUAUGUAUUUUUUGUUCUUUAAGGGUAACUCCAAUAUAUAAUCUUAGCCAAGGUGCGAACAUGUGACACCUCAAGAGGUGCUUUGCUAGAAAAAUAUGUCACCCUGAAGCCAACUCCUCAUGAUCACGAAAAUCACAGACAGAUCCUGAAGACCUAUCCAGCAUCAACUGUUGUACUCUUUUUCCUUUGAUGAGUUUUUUCCCAUUGGGUUUCUCAUGCAAGGUUUUUAAAAAUGAAGCAACAGAUGCAACA